AUGCGUGACGGACAGCUAGUGACCGGUUAUCGAAGUGAUAGAGGUGUUGGACGAAUGGAAAAACGUGAAAUUGGCGAACUUGAACCAUAUUUAGAAAAACGAGGUGGAUUUUCAUGGUUACCACAAAGUGAUACAGAAUAUUAUGCAUCUGAAGCUGCACAUGCAAAUUUAAAAUUUGCUCAACAUGAACGUGAUGUUAUGAAUGUACCUGAUUAUUUAUUAUGGUCCAUUGGAAAUUUUUUUCUUUUUUUUGUUUUGGGAAUUAUUUGUAUUAUAUUAUCAGUACGUGUUCGAGAACAUAAACGUACACAUGAUUAUGAUACAACAUUAAAAAUUUCAAAACGUACAUUAACAAUGAAUAUAUUUUCAACAGUUAUUGGUAUUGCAUUUCUUGUUACAAUGCUUGCUUUACUUAUAAAUAAAUCAUCUACUACAUUCUGA
Adineta steineri is the source of this 441-nucleotide messenger RNA. The record is from the annotation of a GenBank genome assembly. Lineage: Eukaryota; Metazoa; Rotifera; Eurotatoria; Adinetida; Adinetidae.